GCUGCAGCAACGCAAAAGGCAGGAGACAUGGGACAAACAGCCGUUGAGCAUUUUGCCAUCCCCACCGUCAACGGCAAGCCUCCGGUCAGGCGAGAGUCCCGGUUCGACCGACCGACUGCCAGUUCGGCUGGUGACAAUUUUGGGAACUGGCUGGGACACCAGGCUGACUGCUCGGGUAGGGCAGGGGUUCCGGACAGAAGAGUUUCCUGUGUAAGGAUGAGCAACGGACCUGCAAAUAAAAAUCAUAACAACUAUUUUUACGAAGACGAAGACUUAUAUGAGGAAUAUGAUAGACAGGAAAUAGAAGCUUUAAAGUUCGGCAAAGGCAAGAGUGGAACUCGAUCUUUGUAUAACUCAUACAUGGAUAGAGUGGACAAGACGCCAUCUGAGUCUGAUGGAUCAAAUGAUGAGAUUGACUAA
This is a messenger RNA of Protopolystoma xenopodis, 420 nucleotides long. NCBI's taxonomy places the organism in Eukaryota, Metazoa, Platyhelminthes, Monogenea, Polystomatidea, Polystomatidae. The record is from the annotation of a GenBank genome assembly.